CUACAACCGGAAGAAGGAAGCUGAAGUUUGGACUUUCUCACUUUCGGUUUCGUAAUUCAUUAUUUUGUAGUCCGAAGCGCAGUAGUAAGUGUGGCACUAAUUAUUUUGUAACUGAAAAGGACCAGUAUUUGCCAAUAUUGAACUGAUAUAUUGACUUCCUGUAAUGGCAGCCUCGGGCAGUCAAGAUGGCAAUACAUCAACAAGUGAUAGCAUUGGGCUUCCCAAGGUGAUACAGCAAAACACGAUCGAAACCAACUCAGCUCAGUGGCAGCAGUAUCAACAAUAUUACAAACAAGCCAGCAGGGGAGGCCAGAUAAACAACCUGGUGCUGAUACAAGGCAAUCGACAGGUUCAGAUAGGCAACUACAAUGUCAUGCAUUGUGCCUCAAGUGACAGCGACUCCGACAGUGACGAUAGCUCUGACAAACUAUCUCAAGCCGAAGCUGAAGAACUUCAAGAAAUACGCACUUCGGAAAAUGAAAUAACCACAAAACAACUGCAGGACAUUGCGAAGAAUGUUGGUGCUCCAUGGAGACUACUUUUAAAGGUUCUUGGCAUUCCAAUGUACAAGGUGGACCAGUGUUAUGAGGAGUACCACAAUUCGGGCAUGGAUGAGGUUAUAUUUCAGUUACUGCGCUCCUGGAAGCAGCAGACGUCUGAACCGACGGUGGGUAACAUGAUGAGGGAGUUGGAACGAAUCCGACUAAAUCACUUGUGGGUUCAUUUAAAACCAGACCCGGAUGAAGAUCCAGAUUGUUAUCUAGACUGAAUCUGUCUGUGAAGUCAGACAUCUCAUCAUCCAUCAUUCCUGUCUGUGUGCCUCUCAAAUCAACCUGAAAAACACUGCUUUUAAACAGUCUAACCUGUGUUAAGUAGCCACCAUAGGUGUGUUAAAAAUGGCCAAUUAAGUCUAAAGACAGGUGAAGGAUGACAAGAGGAACCUUAUAUAUAUGUAAUUAAAUGUAUUGUACACACAA
This is a messenger RNA of Gigantopelta aegis, 977 nucleotides long. Its product is annotated as receptor-interacting serine/threonine-protein kinase 1-like. Gene Ontology annotation, biological process: signal transduction. Bases 164 to 769 code for a protein of 201 amino acids. Gene Ontology annotation, molecular function: protein binding. The transcript is spliced from 6 exons. The record is from RefSeq and is a predicted model, not a curated record. NCBI's taxonomy places the organism in Eukaryota, Metazoa, Mollusca, Gastropoda, Neomphalida, Peltospiridae.